Folsomia candida is the source of this 1040-nucleotide messenger RNA. RefSeq lists its product as uncharacterized. The record is from RefSeq and is a predicted model, not a curated record. The transcript has 3 exons. Bases 198 to 869 code for a protein of 223 amino acids. NCBI's taxonomy places the organism in Eukaryota, Metazoa, Arthropoda, Collembola, Entomobryomorpha, Isotomidae.
AAUGUGCACAGCUCACUCAGUUUAAAACUUUAAAUACUGUAAAAUUUAAAAUGUAUAACUAUAAAUUCUAAGACACUUUAAUCGUAUUCCAUAUACAUAUUACAUUGUGACAGGAACGUAACUAAAUACUUAACCAAAAAAUAAGUGUAACCUUUAGCGAUCAUAAGUCAUAGCUUCAACUGGAAACUGACCACAAUAUGUUCCGUUGUGAUCGAGCCCAACUUGUGGAGGCGAUCAUGUUAGAAGGAAAUCGCCAAUUUCAAGGAUUAAAUGAUUUGUUUGGCGACUGUUUCGGUUCCCUAGUUUCGGAAGUUAUCAUUGUUGAUCCAUACAUUAAGACGGCUAUCCAGCAAAACGGUCUUCUAAUGAUGUUAGGAUUAAUUAGGGACAAGUGGGCGAAUUCGCCUCCUGUUCCCCUCAAGAUCACCUUAAUCACAAAUAACGACCUGGACAUGGAAGUCACAAAUUUCCACGCACAUGAAAACGACAUACGGGAAGACAGUUAUGGCGGAAUAUUCGAGCAUAUAUUUACUCUGCACGACAGAAAUUUAGUAAAGUUUAAAGUCGUUGAAAUUCGAUGGGUUCACGACCGUUCAAUAAGUCUACUAACCAAGAUGGACGAGACUUACACGGUUUUUCAAGUAAAACUAGGGAAAGGGCUGGACAUCACGUUUUGCCGGUGUGGUUGCCGUUACCCGAGAGGCGCAUCGCACCAAGACGUACUUCAAAUUGAUCCUAAUAAUUUACGAACCCGAAUGUGCGAAAUUACAAAACUUCACUGGCAAUUUACAGAAUUGGUGAAUGCUACAAAAUUUUUCUCCGCUUUGUUGACAUAUUAUAAAAGUGGUAUUAUUAGACCAUUUUACUGAAUGAGGUGUAUGAAUGUAGCAACAAUAAUGUUGCGUCUUUGGCCGAGUUUUAUUUUCUUGGGAUGAUGUAUGUAUGUAGAUGGUCUCAUUUUAAUUUAUCCGAAACUUUAUAAAUAUGAAUGUACAUUGUUCGGUAUAUUUAAAGUGGUUGAAUAAAUUGUUUAAAAAUUA